AUGGGGGAGUUUAGAAAUGGCGGUUUCAUUGAAGAGAUCUGUGAAGAUUGCAGCUGUAGAAGACAGUGUGCUCCGGCUCAUAGCUUUACGAUUCAUUCGCUCUCUCUCAACUCUUUCAUCUCCCCUCAGAAUCUUCUUACGAGAAAACAGCCACGCAGCAAAGAAGGUAAGACGAUGUUCACGUUGGAGAGCUCCGACGGUUUCUUAUUUGUGGUUGACGAAGCGGUCGUACUUCAAUCAGUGAUACUGUCGCCUAUGGUUCAAGAUUGCGCCAGUCGUGAAUACCCGAUCACCAACGUCACAGGCAAAAUCCUCAAGUUAGUGAUUGAAUACUGCAAGAAUCACGUCGUCGUCGACGGUGGCGAUUCUUCUUCCUCCUCCAGUGAUGCUCUCAAGAAGUGGGACGAUAAGUUCAUCACGCAAAUGGAUCUGUCCACGGUCUACGAUCUCCUCAUGGCUGCGAACUACCUAAACAUCAAAGGUCUUUUUGAUCUCGCUUGCCAGAGAGUCGCUGACGUGAUCGCUGCAUGCAAAGACCAUAAGGAGAUUCGUGCAAUGUUCGGCCUCGUGAACGACUUCACAGCAGAGGAGGAAGCAGAGGUUCUCAAGGAGAACGAGUGGGCUUUUGAUUGAUGAAUG
Messenger RNA from Brassica oleracea var. oleracea, 639 nucleotides. RefSeq names its product SKP1-like protein 13. Gene Ontology annotation, cellular component: cytoplasm; nucleus. Gene Ontology annotation, molecular function: cullin family protein binding. Bases 1 to 633 code for a protein of 210 amino acids. NCBI's taxonomy places the organism in Eukaryota, Viridiplantae, Streptophyta, Magnoliopsida, Brassicales, Brassicaceae. Gene Ontology annotation, biological process: SCF-dependent proteasomal ubiquitin-dependent protein catabolic process. The transcript has 2 exons. The record is from RefSeq and is a predicted model, not a curated record.